This is a messenger RNA of Tyto alba (common barn owl), 1784 nucleotides long. RefSeq names its product G protein-coupled receptor 19 (gene GPR19). The record is from RefSeq and is a predicted model, not a curated record. Bases 355 to 1584 code for a protein of 409 amino acids. Gene Ontology annotation, cellular component: plasma membrane. The transcript has 2 exons. Gene Ontology annotation, biological process: G protein-coupled receptor signaling pathway. Gene Ontology annotation, molecular function: G protein-coupled receptor activity. Lineage: Eukaryota; Metazoa; Chordata; Aves; Strigiformes; Tytonidae.
GGAAGAGGAAGGCCCCGGGGCGACUGGGUCCUGGGCAGGGGCAGCCACAUGAUCCGCAUCCCACAUGACACAGAAAGAAACUGGUGGCAGCAGCCAGCCCUGUGAAACGUCAUUUUUUCCUCCGUCAAAGAAGAGGGGUAGAAAACCCCAAUCCCUCCCCCUCCCCCAGAUUUACGAAUAAACGGGCGGAGGCAGCUCCAGACGUGAACAUACUCCGUGGUUUCCAGUAUGAUUGGCACCUUCCCAGAGGUACCUUCACUUGGGAUUACAAACAGAGAAAGGACGAGACCGGCGCCUCUGGGAUUAUGCUUUGGAGCAGCCUGAGCAAAAGACGUGGCCGUGGUUGCCCACAGCAUGGAUAACAGCAGCGGUCCUUUUGUUCUCCCUACCUUAUUGCUCCUGCUGCAGAACGAGAGCUACCCCAGAACCAACAUCUCUCCUGCUGGCUACGAGAUGACGGAGUCACCCAGAGGACCCAGCUCAAGCAGGAACCUCACCGGCUUGCCGUAUGAACUGUGGCCAGAGGAAAUUGCAGCAGCCAGCAUGGUUUGGGGAGCGCUGUGGCUGGUUUCUGUCUUCGGAAACUCCCUCGUUUGCUUAGUGAUCCACCGGAGCAGGAGGACACAGUCCACCACCAACUAUUUUGUUGUCUCCAUGGCUUGUGCAGACCUUCUCAUCAGCAUUGCAGGCGCACCCUUCCUGCUGCUCCAGUUUAUCUACGGCAGGUGGGUGCUGGGGAACGUGAUGUGCAAGCUGGUAAGGUAUGUACAGUACCUCACCCCUGGAGUCCAGAUAUAUGUGCUGCUCUGGAUAAGCGUGGAUCGAUUCUACACUAUCGUCUACCCCCUGAGCUUCAAAGUGUCCAGGGAGAAAGCCAAGAAAAUGAUUCUGGCCUCUUGGCUGUUUAAUGCUGCAUUUGCAUCACCGGCUUUCUUUUUCUAUGGCUCCGGCAGCGAUGACCACUGCAACUUUUUCCCCCCCAAUUCUUGGGAAGGAGCUGUCUACAGUAUCAUCCACCUCUUGGUGGUGUUUUUGAUCCCGUCCAUCCUCAUUAUCCUCUUCUACCAGAAGGUCAUCAAGUACAUUUGGAGAAUAGGCACUGAUGGCAGGACUGUCAGGAGGACAAUGAAUACUGUCCCAAGAACAAAGGUGAAAACCAUCAAGAUGUUCUUAAUUUUAAACUUGGUGUUUCUCCUGUCCUGGCUCCCUUUUUACGUGGUACAGCUGUGGCACCCACACGAAACAGACUGCAGAAAGAGCUCCUUGGUUUUCUUGGCCAUCACCUGGCUCUCUUUCAGUUCUUCAGCCUCUAAGCCAACCCUUUAUGCUGUGUACAAUGCAAACUUCAGAAGAGGGAUGAAGGAAACUUUUUGCAUGUCUACCAUGAAAUGCUACAGAAGCAACGCAUACACCAUCACCACCAGUUCCAGGAUAGCCAAAAAAAAUCACGUUGGGAUUGCAGAAAUCUCAGCUCCAGCCAAAACUGUCACAAAAGACUCCAUCUACGAUGCUUUUAACAGAGAAGCAAAGGAAAAAAAGCUUGCCUGGCCUAUUCAGUCCAAUCCCCCAAAUACGUUUGUCUAGUUGGUUUCAUUGCUUUGAAAAGUUACUCUGUACCCCCAGAACAAGGACUUUUCUCUCCAUUUUGAACCAAUGUCUAUUUACAUAUUUUUAACACUACUUUUAGGGAAGAAAAGAAAAAGAUGUUUUAUUUUAUUAAAUGCGUUGAUUUUGAUGUGUCCAGUCUAUUUCCUUUCAGUUACAUCCUGAUUUUUGGAACUACU